This is a messenger RNA of Hemisphaericaspora subhashii, 507 nucleotides long. RefSeq lists its product as uncharacterized. Lineage: Eukaryota; Fungi; Ascomycota; Pichiomycetes; Serinales; Debaryomycetaceae. The transcript has a single exon. The coding region runs from base 1 to 507 and encodes 168 amino acids. The record is from RefSeq and is a predicted model, not a curated record.
AUGUUCAAACAAUCCUUUGCUUCAUACUUGAUUCCUCAAUGGUUCAAAAGAUCACCAACAACAGAAUCAUCUCCACUUACCGCUGGCGCAUCAAACGCGCCUAUUCCCAAGAGUUUUACUAUCUCCAAUCCGGAUAAUAAAUUGAUUAGUAUCUCCAUGAAAGAGCACAACAAUGAUGAUUUGGAUUUUAUUGACAUUCAAAGUAAAGAAUUAAGUUAUGCCGAAGUUGCUAGCUUGGCUAAGAACAAAAAGCAAACCACGUUGAAACAGAAGACUAAUUUACCAAGCCCAGGUAGAACUACCACUAAUCAAUUCAAUGCCUUGAAUACAGACGUUAAUGAUGAAUUAUUAGAUGACCAUGAAACUAAUGAAGAUACGACUCUUAAAUCUGAUUACGAAUAUCAAAAGAGUAGAAACUUUAGAUCUAAACAAUUUGAAACUGUUCAAAAGAAAAAACAAAGAAAUGCUGAUUAUAAAGCUAAAAUGAAACAAGAGGCUUCUAGUUGA